GCGCGCACUCAUUCACGUAUUUGUUUACCAUCAUAACUACACGCGGCUCCGAGUGAAACACUUGUCUAUUAUAUAUAAAAAAACCAUAAAUAUUAUUAUAUGUGCCUUCUAUAAUAGAAUAAUAAAGUUUUUGGAUUCUGUGACAGCGGAUUUUGUCCGCAUUUCGUGCCGGUCGAUCACGUAAUAGCCCGCGGUGGAUGUUCACGUGUACGAUGGUAUGUGGCGACGGUGGCGACGGUGGCGGCGACUGCCAGCGGUGCGUACCUGGCUGACGGUGACAGCGCUCACCGCCCUGCUACCACCAUUCACCAGCGCUGACCUCAUCUUUAGAGUACCUGAAGUCGUUGUACAACAUGCAGCCGCCUCCAAGCCAGUCGGGACUGGCAAGUCUAACAGUUCGAGGACGAACGACAGCCAGCAGUGGAGCCCUGAGGAGGGCGUGUACGAAGUCAGAUACGAGGAGUACUAUGUGGAACAUGAUGUGUCCACAGCGGACGCGAGGAAGGCCGCCAGUGCACUGAAACUCAAGGACGUUCCAGAGACUCAGGUUGGCUGCGGCACGUGUAGCCGCCGCGAGAUGGAGUACUGCGAGACCCGCGUGCUGGCGGACCACUGCUGCUGCGAGCGGCAGGUUCUUCCUGAGCCGUUCCCCUGGCUACCACACACCUGCUACAUCGGACCCCACCGCUGCCGCCCGCUGGCGCACGACUGCGCGCAGUACAAGCGGAUCAGAGACUGCUGCUGCACCAGGAAGCUAGCUGAAAGAUGGAAGAGCAUCUUAUCAAAGUCGACUCGUCUCGGCGUGAGUGGUGUAUCUCUGCUUCUGUUGUCGAUGUUGCUGUUCGUAGCCUACCUGUGACACGCGCGCCCCCCACGGGCCCUUGCCGGCCCUAUCUAUGUGUAACACUUCAACCCCUCAUCCGCGAGUCGACCAAAGAAACACAUCUAACAUGUAACCACCUGCAUCUGUUUAUAGAUUAUAG
Molecule: messenger RNA, 983 nt
Organism: Achroia grisella
Lineage: Eukaryota; Metazoa; Arthropoda; Insecta; Lepidoptera; Pyralidae
Exons: 5
Coding region: 218-859 (213 amino acids)
Source: RefSeq, a predicted model, not a curated record